GCUUGAGAGAGAGCGAGCGAGCGAGCGGGGCGGGGAGGAGACGAUCUGCUGCUAGCGCCGUGCCGCCCGAACUCAAACUGUAGCAGCAGCAGCAUCGCUUAGCUACACGGAAACGCCAACGCAGGAGCAGCGACGGCUCUUCGCCUGUGUGUGCGCGCAGUGAAACUAGUUCAGUGAGUUAUUUGGAGACGGCGGCUGCUAACCAUGAAGCGAAGCCGUGUUCCCAGCACCAGCGAGGAGUCUGAUAAUGGAAGUAAUUGCACAUCAUGGUCUCAGAUGUCCAGCUCCCAUCACAGGAGGCGAGACGGGAAGAGACCGUCGGAGGUGUUCAGGACUGAUUUCAUCACAGCGAUGAAGCUUCACGACUCCUACCAGCUCAAUCCAGAGGAUUACUACGUGCUUUCGGACCCUUGGAGACAGGAAUGGGAAAAGGGUGUCCAGGUUCCCGUGAGCCCCGAGUCCAUCCCCAAACCUGCAGUACGCAUUGUAGCGGAGAAAUCGUCCAGUUUGUUGUUCACACGGCCGAAGAAACUGAUUCGCUCGUGGGGUCCAGAAGCGUCAGUGUUGGGGUACGUGGGCAUUGGGACGCUCUCUGAGGGGAUGUGCCGUUAUGACCUGAACGAGGAAGACGUCGCCUGGCUGGAGGUGGCGAACAGAGAGUUCAAUCAGAUGGGCUUGCAGCUGCUGGACGAGAACACCAUGGAGAGACUCAUGGAGGAGUUUGAGCGCCGUUGCUAUGACAACAUGAGCCAUGCAAUGGAAACAGAGGAGGGGCUUGGGAUCGAGUAUGAUGAGGACGUGGUGUGUGACGUCUGUCAGUCACCUGACGGAGAGGACGGCAACGAGAUGGUGUUUUGUGACAAGUGCAACAUAUGUGUGCAUCAGGCGUGUUAUGGCAUCCUGAAAGUUCCAGAAGGCAGCUGGCUGUGCCGGACAUGCGCGCUGGGCAUCUCGCCUAAAUGCCAGCUCUGCCCGAAGAAAGGCGGAGCCAUGAAACCCACCCGCAGUGGCAGCAAGUGGGUCCACGUGAGCUGUGCCCUGUGGAUACCAGAGGUGAGCAUAGGUAACCCAGAGAAGAUGGAACCCAUUACGAGUGUGUCUCAGAUCCCUAAUAACCGAUGGGCUCUAAUCUGCUGUCUGUGUAAAGAGAAGACUGGAGCUUGCAUACAGUGCUCAGCAAAGAGCUGCCGUGUGGCCUUCCAUGUUACCUGUGGUCUGCAGCACGGCCUAAAAAUGAACACCAUCCUGACGGAUGAGGACGAAGUCAAGUUCAAAUCCUAUUGUCCCACGCACUCGGGUAUGGACUGGCACGAGCAGAGCGGCAUAAUAGAUGAUAAAGGGAUCGCAGGGAGGGCAAAAGGAGCAGACGGAGCACGGCUCAGCGAAAGAAAGCUCCGCGUACAGCAGCUGGAGGAUGAGUUCUACAGAUUCGUCAACAUAGAGGAGGUCUCCAAACACCUGCAUGUGCCACUGGAGAACGUGGACUUCCUGUUUCAAUACUGGAAGUUGAAACGCAAAUCAAACUUCAACCAGCCGCUCAUUACACCCAAGCGAGAAGAGGAGGAAAGCCUCGCUCGGCGAGAACAGGAAGUGCUACUUCGCAGGCUUCGCCUCUUUACCCACCUGCGCCAGGACCUGGAGAGGGUGAGGAACCUGACCUACAUGGUGACCCGUCGGGAGAAGAUCAAACGCUCUGUGUGUCGAGUGCAGGAGCAGAUUUUUCAUCACCACGUCCGGUUGCUGGAGCAAGGAAGACUUUCUGGCAUAUCUUCCACCAGGCAAUUGGAGGAGGCCAUGUUCUACUUCCGGGUCACACCUUCUGCAUCUACUUCCCCCCAGCCUCUGAGAGGUCACAUGGCUCAGAACAGUGCCACAGAGCUCUCACAGAGGAAGAGCGCAUCACGUCAUGGAGGCUCCAGACGAGGCCAGACCGAAGGGGACGAGUCCACCAAGAUGGACGCCUCCCUACUGAGCAAACUGUCCAGCUCAGACGGGGUCCCAAGUGCUGGCUGCGGUGGGAAUGAAACUGCAGCAAACGAGACAGAGCAGCCUGUAGGAGAGCGGAGGAAAAGGAGGAGGAACAGGAUUUGGGAGCAGCUACCAGAGAGAAACAACCCAGGGUCAAAGUUCGUAGAUGAGACUGCACAGAAGAGUAUAAUGGAUCAUAAUGCGAUGAUGAUGUCUGAUAGCAAAGCGGCAGAAAUGAAGACUUCUGUUACAGUGCAGAAUGUGUACAAUGGUUCUCUUAGGAGGAUGAAUUCGAGUCAGCAUCAGGGAAAGAUGAUGUCGGAGAAAGUGUCCAAUGUUAAAAACUGGGGAAACUUCCGCAUUCCAAAACGAAGCGAUAGCAAAGGAGCGGAAGGAGAGCAGGAAGUGGAGGGGAGAGACUUUACCCAUUCUCAUCCCAUCAGAUCUCUAGAUGCAAGCCACACCCCCACCUCCCCUCCAAUCAGAACUCGGCUAAGGACGGGUGCGGAGAACCGUAACCUCGGUUCAGAGGCCGAUCACAGCCAAUCAGAGCAGCAGAAGAAGAGAUGCCACACCCAGCGACUCCGGAGUCACGACCCGGUAACACAGCGGUACGGCUCGGAGGUUUUGCGGCGUGGAGUUCUCGCGUCAUGAAACGACACCAUGAAAACUUUGUGAAGUUAUGUGUCAAAUAACUUUUUCUUGUGUAAUCCAAAUAAAAGCAGCACUUAGAGGAGCCGCAUGUAAGAUUUUCCUUUGCGUUCGGAUUUCAUCGGUUGCAGACAUCGUGUUUAGUGUUAUUUACAAACAGUAAAGUAUUUAGUUCCUGAAUGGGUUCUUUAAACAUCAUUCCAGUCCUGAGACAUAACGGAACCGGACAGGUUGAUCAUGCAGACACAUUUAUACUCAAAUAGCUUGUUUCUAGGUAAAAUGUAUUGCUGUGAUGAAAAUACAGUAGACUUUGCUUCACAGUAAUCUUACAUGUAGCUCCUUUUAAGCUUCUGUUACCGGACAGGUAUUUAUUUUUCUAUUUCAUAUCUUUCUCGAUGCUGCUUCUUUUUAUUUUGUACUUAAUUUAGCUGGCUUUCCUUUAUUUUCCUCUCGUCGCCUGCUACAAUGCGUAGUGCAUAUGACAAGGUCUCAGAGGCUGAAUGCUAAGCUUGUAAUCAAAGACAAUGAAAUUAGUUUAGCUAAUUAGCUCGUUUUUCUGUUGGAUACCUGUCAGAAACGAACGCAAACGUGAUUUCUGGAUCAUGUCUUGUUUUUUUUUUUUUUUUCUUCCUUAAGAAUUGCUUACAGCAGUAGUGUUGAACACUGGUCUGAAUCAAGUGAUGAAACUCGCUGACGUGUACAAUCGUGACUAGCACUUAGUUCAGUAGGUUCCAGUUCAAGGCCUAGGGAAUUCCUGCACUGCACUGCACAGAUUAUUUGUGUUUUUCUCAUCCUGACAUGCCUGUUAAGCCCUUUAGCUGGUCGAGUCAUGUGCGUAAAGUAGGAAAAUGUCAUGUUCUGAGGCUCCUGAGAUUGAGAACCACUGACUUGGUAAUGUAUAUGCAUACACUUUAAAAUAGAAAACGAUGCCCUGCAUUCCACUCGUUUUCAACGUGCCCUUGUUGACUUCCCUUCCUGACUUGGUGAGGAAGGUGUGUGCAUGUGGGAGUAUCUUGAGCACAAUGUACUUAAAUUCAGUCUCUCUGAAAUUUUACAGUGUAUUUGCUUUAAAAUAUGCACAUAUUGGCCUUGCUAAGUAGCUGGUAUUCUGACCAGCUACCAGAUUAAAACCCAAUUCGAAUGCAGCAAAUCAUUAUGUAUUUUGAAAUAUAAAGUAUUUCACAUUGCUCCUGUUUGUUUUUAAACUGUUUGCGUCACCAUUUCUCACUUCAAUUUUGGAAUCGGAUUGCUGUACUGAUGCACCUUCUCUUCACUCAAUAUCUCAUCCAGCACAUCUUACUUAAUCUUAAAGUAUUGGAACAACCAUUUUUCAUAAGGGGGGAAAAGUCAUGGUGAAGGUGACCAGGGCAUGUGGGGAAAACCUGUCGGAACGUAGUCUUGGCCUUCCAGACUAGGCUCAAAUUAGUUAAUGUUUUUUUUUUUUUUUGUUUGUUUGUUUUUUUAAACCAAGAAUGAUAUCUGCAUUUCUCUUUUCAGAGGGUAGUUAGAUUAAUUCCAGGCUCUACCCAUGAAACUGUAUUUAUGAAUUAAUUUAUUUUGUUUUAAUGUUUUUGUUUUUUUUUUCUUUUCCUAUGAAAAGAGACUGUGGCACUCUUGUUGUUGUCAUGGCAUCUUUCUCUCCUCAGGUAAUUCUUUAUUUUGUGCACUUCCAUUUUCCCGAAAUUAACAACCAAGCCUGAUUCUUGACUGCAGAUUGUUUUAUCGCUGAGAAACAGCACUCGCAGUGAAACAGAGUCCACCAGUCGACUUGUUUCAAGGAAACUGGCGCAAAAGUGUUUUCUUUGGGGAAGAAAUUUUUAAAAUGCUUUCUUUUGUUGCAUUUAAAUAUUUGUGUACACGCUUCCUAAACACACGUUUCAAAUAAUUAUUAUAAUAAUAAUUUAAUUGAUCCCAGAACCAUCAAGUAUGAUUUUUUUUUUUUUUGGGGGGGGGGGAGAUAAUGAGCAUUUUUAAUUUUUUUCUAAAUUCAUAGAAAGCACUGUAACUUAAGAUCUCUACGUGAGAACAGAUUAAAAAGAUGCUCUGUCCUCUUCAAAACCUUGACGCUGAUCUUGUCAGAUCACUCCGUAAUCCUCAGCCGUCUCCCUGCUGUCCUUGUGACUGAGUUUAACCCACAGUACAUCUAAAGACUGAGCUCAGUCUUGAUUUAAUCCACCUUAGACAUUCUUUGACUUCAUGAAAUUGGACUCAAAAUGUAUUUUAAAAAGCGCAUCCUCCACUUAACAUGGGUUCAUGUUGCACUAAAGUUGUUAAAGUGAUUUAGAGAAAGUUAAAAAUUUGUGCCACAAAUGACUGAAAUCAUGAUGAAUUUUGGGAUAUUUUCUCAAACUUAAGCUUCACUACUUGUCAGCGUUGCCUUUGGUCAGUACAAAAUUAGAUUUGCACUUGGAUGUUUUUCUUUGUUUUUUGUUCGUUUAUGCUAAUUGCGAGCAGACUUCUGAGAGGUCUGUGUGGAUCUCGUGCCUGUGUGGCUUUGGUUAACAUGUUGCACUAGAAUAGAGCAAUGCAGCGCAGCUUGACUAUGUUCUCUAAAAAGUUAUUUUUCACAUACAAAGAGACCUUUUAUAUGAACAUGUGCUGCUGUAUUUUUUUGUUAUGCAUCUAUUUUGUGAAUAAACCCCUUUGAGAUUAAA
Molecule: messenger RNA, 5273 nt
Organism: Neoarius graeffei (lesser salmon catfish)
Lineage: Eukaryota; Metazoa; Chordata; Actinopteri; Siluriformes; Ariidae
Gene: jade1
Product: jade family PHD finger 1
Exons: 11
Coding region: 205-2622 (805 amino acids)
Biological process (GO): regulation of transcription by RNA polymerase II
Cellular component (GO): histone acetyltransferase complex
Source: RefSeq, a predicted model, not a curated record